UCUCUGUGCGCAGGUGACGAACCACCGCAGAUCGAGACGUCUCUCUUAACUCACUCUCUCGUUUUCAUCACGUCGGAUGGAAUCCCGUCGGAUUACAAUAAGCGAGAUUACUACAAAUUACCGGCGCAUCGGCCAAUGCCAUCACCUUUUGAAUGUGGCGGCCAAAUCGUUAAUCUUACGAAUUUGAUUUUAAUUUUACAGACACGCCGGUGGGAGCGAACGGGGCUGUUGUUGUUGUUGUCGUGAGAGAUUUGGGUCGUCCGUCUGGUCGUUCGCCUGCUUGUUUGGGAAAGCUCACGGGCGCGGAGCCGAACUUAAAGUGUGAUGUUCAACGUUAUGUGAUCGGAAAGUUUCGAACUCAUCAUCGCCGCUCGCGAAAUCCGUCUCGAACUUCUCUCCCCGCGAGCAUUGCAGCGUUCGUUCGUCAACGCGCGACACAUUUGGGAUAAAUAUUUUAAAAUAAAAUCGGAACUAAUUUUUUAUUAAUAUUCGAGUGACAGUAACUCUCUUUAAAUUGAUUUUUAUUUUUUAUUUUUUAUUACUCGGCUCGGAAAUGAUUCACCUCAAUCACAAUUGCUCGUCUUCAACCGUUCCGUCUCUUUAACAAAUUCGCCACCACUUCUCUUUUCACGUCGCACCCCAUCUGAAACCAACCUCCAAUUCGGAUUUUCUCAAUCGCCGGUUUCACCACCACCACCACCGACACCGCAAAGUCCACCACGGAACUGAACAAUCCGCUAAGCUCGCUAGCUCUAAGCCGGAGCGAUCUGCAGUCACACAAACACAUAUGUCGUCUUAAUCGACAUCAUCUGAGAAAGGGAGAGACAGAUUAUUAUUAUUAUUUGUCUUGGCUUAGAUCGGGAACGAUUUUUCAUUUUUAUUUUUUUCCAUUUUUUUGACUUUGGUCCAUUUGAGCCAUCGAUCUUCUCGCUCUACGAUCGAUCCCGACCCCCCUGCCCCUUGCCCCGUCUGAUGACUCCUCGCGUCCACCUCCGCUAAGGCGCAGCUCCUCCACGGACCCUGAAGGUUGUCGUCUAAUGGGCAUCGAAGGCGGUCGCACUGCAUCCCGGAAGAUUCGGGAGCCGCGACAAUGGUCCCGCUGCCAAGGUCUGUCAUCCCUCGUCAUCGCCUCGACUCGCCAUCUUCUCCACCUCCUCCACCUCCUCCACCUCCUUCACCUCCUCCACCUCCACCUCCUCCACGUGGGCUCACGUCGUCACGGCCUCCUCGUCGACACCGCGCCGCGUCUCCGUGCCGCAGCCACGUGGCGCCUGCGGGCCUCGUCGUGUUCAUCGCCCUCGCGGCCAGCCUCGUGCAUCGGUCCCUCGGAGAUGUGGACGUUCUCCAAAGGCUAGGCUUGACGCCCAACAUCACGCUGGCGACGGCGAUGUUGCCACCCGCCAAGCCGGUGACACCUCACGGCGCCGCGCUAGCACCGCCCGGCGUCAUGCUCACCAGGAAAUCCCAGGUGGAGGCCAAGGUCUCCGACGUCGUUCCGCCAGAUUUUUUCGCUGGAAAUUUCUCCAUCGUCCUGAGCGUCCGCCCCCUGCGGCCGAGCCACGCGUUCCUCCUCAGUGUCACCGCGCCGACGGGCGGGGCGGGGGAGGCUCUCACCGCUGAGGCCCCCGCGCUCCUCUUCGGCCUGCAGCUCCUGCCGCGGAAGGUGGCGGUCCACCUGUCCAACGGGAAGCCGCUGCACUUCGGCGUAAACCUGCACGAGCCGAGGCCGCACAGCGUCGCCUUGGCCGUGACGGAGCGGAGCGUGACGCUCUACACCGGGUGCGGCCGCCAGUUCCUGCGGAGGAGCGUCAGCGCGGCCACUAGGCCCGCCGUCGGGCCCGAGGCCCUGUUCAGGCUCGGAAGGCUGUCCCGCCGCGCGGUGCCCUUCGAGGGCCUCGUUUGCCAGCUCGACCUCUUCCCCUCGGCCAACGUGGCCGCCGACUACUGCGCCGUCGUUCGCGAGGAGUGCCGAGGCGACGCCGGCGACGACGGCGGCGGAAUCGCAUCGCUCUCGCCGCCGAUGCCGGGCGAGCGGCAGCCCGGCGAAGGCUUCGCCGCAGACGCCAACGGAACGGAGGCCCGGGGGGCGGCCGCUCCCCGGGCGACGGCGCCCCCGCGGCACGCGGCGGAAGGUGGGAGGCGGUGGGGACGCGCGCCCCCGGCGGCGGCGGCCAAGCGGGCUCCGACAACGGCGAGCGAGAACCAGGCCUCGCAGAAGCCUACGGCCUCGGCGAAGAAGGAGCCGGCGGCUUCUUCGAGCGGUGGCGGCGGCGGCGACGGCACGCCGAAGAAGGCUGACAAGGUCCCGCAGUCGUCGUCAUCAACGAUCACAAAGCCGACCGCUCCUUCGGAGAAAGCGGUCGGCCGUUUAAUAUCCACCAGUCGGGGUACUACGGCGGUGGCGUCGACGGCAGUGGUGACAGUUGAGGAAAUCAACGAACCGGCGGCUCCAACGACGCCCCAAAGUCCCAGGCCCGAAGUGUCGAGCUCGCUUCGCCCGGGCGCCACCCGCGGGAGAAGCGGUACAUCCGCGAGUCCACCGGAGACGCGACAUGAAGCAGAAGGCGCUUCGGAAGGGCGGGCGGACGGCCCGCCGGGAGACGCCAUCGGUGCGGGUGACGGCGGCCUAGAGAUCCUGGGCGGCGGGGCGAGCGGCGCGACGGUCACGAGGAGCCCGGCGGAUUUCGGCAACGCGACGCAGAUCGAGACGCCCCCCCCCAGCGUCGAGACGAUGCUGGGCGGUGACGGCUACUCGUUGGGCCAUGACGCCACCGACGCCAUGGUGCUGCUGCGUGGCUUGGAGGGGCUCCAAGGCCCCCGUGGAGACCCUGGGCCUCCUGGACCGCCUGGGCCCACUGGCCAACGCGGAGUGCAGGGAAUGAGAGGACCCAACGGACUGCGUGGACCUCACGGUAAUCCUGGCGUGCCCGGUCCACCAGGCUUGAUGGGACUCACCGGUGACCCGGGCAUGGAGGCCCCUAGGGGCCCCCCAGGAAAGAAGGGCUACCCAGGACCCAUGGGUCCAAAGGGCCCUCCGGGACAAGAAGGGCAAAGCGCGUGGCCUGCCCCCCGCGUCACCUGGAGCGGCCCCAACGGCACCAUCGGCCCCGACUCCUCCGCCAGGCUCCGCGUGCUCGAGGACGGGAGCCUGAUGUUCGCGUCCGUGGCGAGCGGAGACGCGGGCAGCUAUUCCUGCACGGCGCACAAUGUGCUGGGACAGGCGCGGAGCGCUGGGACACUCACCGUGAAAGAGGCGACCCGCAUCACGGCUGCCCCCAGCGGGGGGCUGGUGGCGUUCGGCCACCGGGCGGUGUUGUCGUGCCGCGCCUCCCACGACCCCUCGCUCCGCGUCGCCUUCCUGUGGAGCCGCGGCGAACACCACCUCGGAGGCAGCGGCAGGAGGGAGCAGUUCACGCACGCGGGCAUGGGGAGCUCCGCGUCCGAUCUGGUGCUGAAGCCGGUGAGCCCCGCCGACUCGGGGCCCUACGCCUGCACGGCGCGCACAGACGUGGACAGUGCCACGGCCUCCACGUGGCUCAACGUCACCGGCCCUCCGGACCCGCCGCGGUCCGUGGUGGCGACAGACGUGACCACCACCUCGGUCUCCCUGUCUUGGGUCCCCGGCUUUGACAACUACAGCCCCGUGACGGCCCACAGGGUGGAGAGCCGCUGCGGCCACUGCGGCCGCUGGGCGACCGCCACGACCGAGCCGGCGAUCAUCGCGGCCGACAGGAACGGUGCCCGGGUCACGGGGCUGACCCCUUGGACGGAGGCGGAGUUCCGCGUGGUCUCCAGCAACGCACACGGGGACGGCGCGCCCAGCGCCUCCUCGGGGUUCCUCCACACCCUCCCCACCGCUCCCGUGGUCAUCCCCGAGGGGCUGUCUGGGGGAGGAGGAAGUCAUCCGGAACUCGUCAUCACCUGGAAGCCCGUGGAGCGCCGCCUGCACUUCGGGCCCAGCCUGGGCUACGUUGUUGCGUUCCGUGAGAACGCCACCGCGACCCUCUGGCGCCACGUGACGGUCCCCGCGUGGAACGCGUCGCGCUACUCGCACCGCCGCUCCGACGGUGACGCAGCGCGGCCCUUCACGGCCUUCCUCGUGCGGAUCCGGGCCUUCAACGGCGCCGGCGAGGGCCCAUUCGGCAACGCCACGCUGGUGCACUCGGCCGAGAGAGCACCCAUCGUGGCACCUGUGGGCGUGCGCGCGAGGGCCCUGUCGUCAUCGGAGGUGGACAUCGCCUGGCAACCGCUUCCAGCCGCCCUGAUCAGCGAACAGCGCAUCCACGGCUAUGAGGUGGCGUACCGGCGAAGCGUGGACGCGCCGGAGGGCGCCAUAGCCCGGCUGAGGACGCCGGGCGGUGCCAAGGCCCACGUCCGCCUGCUGGGCCUUCGCGAGCACACGGAGUACGAGGUGACGGUCCAGGCCUUCAACAGCGCCGGGACGGGGCCUUCCGGCGCGGCGAGCCUGGUCACAACUAGGAAAGCACCUCCGAGCAAGCCGCCCAGAAUCACCCAGUGGCGGACGGACGGCGUGCACGUGACCCUCAGCUGGGAGCACGUCGCCCCUCUCGACAACGAGUCCGCCGUCACCGGCUACAAGGUUCGAUACCGCUCGCUGGGACAGGCGGGCGCCCGCGAGCUGCUCACCAACGAGACGCGGGUGGAGAUCCCCUUGCCGGUCGGGGGUCGUGGCGGUGGUGGUGGUGGGGGCGGUGGGGGUGGUGGUGGCACGGCGCUCGUGGUGGAGGUGCGAGCCUGCAGCGCCGAGGGCGAGGGGAGUGCCAGCACGCAAGUGCAGGUGCCGCACAGGGCGAGCUCCGGGAUGAAGCUGGGAGGAUCGUUCAGCUCGGCGGGGGUCACCACGAUGUCUGCGAGUCCGUGGGGCCUCACACUCAUCCACGUCGCGCUCGCAUCUCUCUUAGCGCGAGAGCCGUUCUCCUAG
This is a messenger RNA of Lethenteron reissneri (Far Eastern brook lamprey), 4942 nucleotides long. Its product is annotated as mucin-19-like. The record is from RefSeq and is a predicted model, not a curated record. Gene Ontology annotation, molecular function: cell-cell adhesion mediator activity. Lineage: Eukaryota; Metazoa; Chordata; Hyperoartia; Petromyzontiformes; Petromyzontidae. Gene Ontology annotation, cellular component: axon; plasma membrane. Gene Ontology annotation, biological process: brain development; cell-cell adhesion; axon guidance.